Messenger RNA from Saimiri boliviensis boliviensis (Bolivian squirrel monkey), 405 nucleotides. RefSeq names its product large ribosomal subunit protein eL42-like. Gene Ontology annotation, biological process: translation. Gene Ontology annotation, cellular component: ribosome. The record is from RefSeq and is a predicted model, not a curated record. Lineage: Eukaryota; Metazoa; Chordata; Mammalia; Primates; Cebidae. Gene Ontology annotation, molecular function: structural constituent of ribosome.
AAGAUCAUACGUUUCUUGAGGACAUUUCUAGUGCCUUAUUCAUCUCGAUUUUCAUCAUACAGGCAGACCAGCCCUUCUGCAAAGAUGGUCAACGUACCUAAAACCCGAAGAACCUUCUGUAAGAAGUGUGGCAAGCACCAGCCUCACGAAAUGACACAGUAUAAGAAGGGCAAGGAUUCCUUGUAUGCCCAGGGAAAGAGGCGCUACGAUCGGAAGCAGAGAGGCCAUGGUGGGCAGACAAAGCCAAUUUUCCAGAAGAAGGCUAAGACCGCAGAGAAGAUUGUGCUCCGGCUGGAAUGUGUUGAGCCUAACUGCAGAUCCAAGAGGAUGCUGGCCAUUAACAGAAGCAAGCAUUGUGAACUGGGAGGAGAUAAGAAGAGAAAGGGCCAAGUGAUCCAGUUCUAA